Messenger RNA from Pyricularia grisea, 1302 nucleotides. RefSeq lists its product as uncharacterized. The coding region runs from base 1 to 1302 and encodes 433 amino acids. The transcript has a single exon. Gene Ontology annotation, biological process: proteolysis. The record is from RefSeq and is a predicted model, not a curated record. Gene Ontology annotation, molecular function: metallocarboxypeptidase activity; zinc ion binding. Lineage: Eukaryota; Fungi; Ascomycota; Sordariomycetes; Magnaporthales; Pyriculariaceae.
AUGAAGUCCGCAGUGAUUGCGGGCAUCUGCCUCUUCUCGCCGUUUGCCACGGCUUCGGCGGUUGCUCCGCGAGACGAAAAGGUCAGCUUUGAUGGCCAUCAAGUCUUCCGCAUCACUGAUGCCCCUCGCGGUAUCGAGAAUGAGCUGAGCGAUUUCUUUGCCACCCGUUCUGGGCGCAGUGUCGACGUCGUCGUCCCGCCCAAUGAGGUGUCGGCCUUUAUGAAGCGAGGGCUCAACACUCAGCUCCUCGACGCUGAUAUUGGCGAGAAAUUCCGCCGAGAGGCCGAGUCUGGCUCCUAUGACCGAGCCCUGCACAAGCGCGGUGAUCUACCGGACCUCAGCUGGUACGACUCCUACCACCCUUACGCGGACCACUUGCAAUACUGGGAGGAUCUCCAGGCGGCUUUCCCCAACAACUCGCGCAUCUCCGAGCUCCCUGGAAAGUCAUAUGAGGGGCGUUCGCUGCAUGUGUUCCAGAUGUGGGGAGACAAGGGCAAUGCUGGCGAGAAACCAGCCGUCCUCUGGCACGGAACCGUCCAUGCUCGCGAGUGGAUCACCACCAUGACGGUCGAGUACCUGACCUGGCAGCUGAUCAACGGGUACAAGAAUGGAGACCUGAACGCCACGACUGCUCUGGACGAGUUCGAUUUCUACAUUGUGCCAUUCCACAACCCCGAUGGAUUCGUCUACACCCAGACGACGAACCGUCUCUGGCGCAAGAAUCGUCAACCGAGGAGCAACACGACUUGCAUCGGAACAGACAACAACCGAAACUGGAACUACGAAUGGGACUUUCCCAUCGAAGACGGACAAGUCGCCAGCAACCCCUGCAGCGAAACCUUCAAGGGCCUGACCGGGGGUGACACCCCCGAGAACCAGGCGCUGGUGACGCUCUCCCAGGAGCUCGAGUCGCGCCCGGGGGGCAUCCGUCUGUACAUCGACUGGCACAGCUACUCGCAGCUGAUCCUUCUCCCGUGGGGCUUUUCGUGCGACCCAGCCCUGCUCCCAGCGAACCUGCCUCGCCAGCGAGAGGUGGGUGCCGGAUACGCCAAUACGAUCGAUUCCGUGAGCGGAAAGUUCUACGAGGUCGGCCCUUCGUGUGAGAUUCUGUAUUACUCUUCAGGCACCGGCAGAGAUUACCACCAUGGUGCGCACAAUGCCACCUUCAGCUGGAGCGUUGAGCUCAGGCCUGGGCGCAGUUCCUCCAAUGGCUUUGUCCUGCCGCCCCAAGAGAUCAGGCCGACUUCUGAGGAGCACUGGGCUGGUAUUCAGUGGGUACUGAACGACAUUCUCAAGGAUUGA